UUAAUCUCCUCACCCAUUCCUUCCGCAAAUUUUAUCGCUUUAUUCAUCAAAAUAACCUGAAACAAACCGAUUUUUGUUCCUACAUUUUUCUUUAAUCAUAUACCCUUUAUAGAAACAUCCCCACUUUUCAAGAUUUUGAUUUUUUUUUUGAAACAAAACUUUGCCCAUUUUCCAAACAAUCAAUUUGAAGAAAAAGAUUGAAACUUUUCCCUUUUUUUGUUGAGAAAAAUCAGUUUGAAUAAAAAAGAUUGAAACUUUGGACUUUUAUGUGUUGAAAAGAAUCAAUUUGAGGAAAAAGAUUGAAACUUUGGCCUUUUGGUGUCAAAAAAAAAAAAGAAUUUGAAGAAAAGGAUUGAAGGGAAUAAGAAUGAGGUUGAUGCAAGAGGAAGAAAUGGAAUCAAAUAGUAAUGAGAAAUCAAUGAAAGUUGUUGUUGUUGGUUAUGCACUUACCUCUAAAAAGAUCAAAAGCUUUUUGCAACCUAAACUUGAAGGUUUGGCUAGGAACAAGGGGAUAUGUUUUGUUGCAAUUGAUCAAACCAGACCACUUUCCGAUCAAGGUCCUUUUGACAUUGUGCUGCAUAAGUUGACUGGGAAGGAGUGGCAGAAAAUUCUCGAGGAUUAUCGGUUGACGCAUCCAGAAGUUACAGUACUUGAUCCUCCGGAUGCUAUACAACAUGUUUACAACAGACAAUCCAUGCUCCAGGAUGUCGCUGACCUGGACUUUUCUGAUUCAUAUGGUACAGUAGGUGUCCCUAAACAAUUGGUCAUAGAAAAAGAUCCAUCAUCGAUCUCUGAUGCUGUAAAGGUUGCAGGAUUAUCCCUUCCUCUUGUUGCAAAGCCUUUGGUUGCUAAGUCACAUGAGCUAUCACUGGCGUAUGAUGAGUAUUCCCUUCAGAAGCUGGAGCCACCACUUGUUCUUCAAGAAUUCGUUAACCAUGGAGGUGUUCUGUUCAAAGUGUACAUUGUUGGGGAUGCAAUUAAGGUUGUGAGGCGUUUCUCCUUGCCCGAUGUUAGCAAGCGUGAGCUGUCAAGAAGUGCCGGUGUGUUCCGCUUUCCAAGGGUUUCAUGUGCUGCCCAGUCAGCGGAUGACGCAGAUUUAGACCCACGUAUUGCUGAGCUUCCUCCAAGAGCAUUGCUUGAACGCCUUUCUAGAGAACUUCGUCGACGACUGGGGCUCCAUCUGUUCAACUUGGACAUGAUUCGUGAGCAUGGAACAAGAGAUCGCUUUUAUGUCAUUGACAUAAAUUAUUUUCCAGGGUAUGGUAAAAUGCCAGAAUACGAGCAUAUAUUUACAGACUUUCUAUUAAACUUGGCUAACAAUAAAUACAAGAAACGCUCUGCAAGCUUUCCUUAGAAAACCUACCUUCAGAACUUUAAUAAAAGCACCCGGUCACCAACAAGAUGCUGAAAAAGGAUAGCACCUGAAGGAACUUAAUCACACAGUUGCCCGUGAUAGCCGAUCAUGUACAGAAGGUUGAGAGAUUCAUGACUCCACAAUCCACGGUUUCUUUAAAAUGUGGUCAAUGUUAAAGCAGUUUGCAUGUGUUGUAUAUAUUUGAUUUCAAAUAGGCCAUGCUAGGUGUGUACCUUGACACCAUAUAUACAUCCUAACUGCAGAAUCCUUUUGACUUGUAGCAUUCUCUUUUUCAUAUCUUUGCAUCAGGGACUUGUUUGCUCUUUUUGGUACUAUAGUUAUGUAAAUAAGUUUGUUUUUAUAUUAUUUCCGGAUCAUGGUA
Messenger RNA from Erigeron canadensis, 1736 nucleotides. RefSeq names its product inositol-tetrakisphosphate 1-kinase 3. Gene Ontology annotation, cellular component: cytoplasm. Lineage: Eukaryota; Viridiplantae; Streptophyta; Magnoliopsida; Asterales; Asteraceae. Gene Ontology annotation, molecular function: inositol-3,4,5,6-tetrakisphosphate 1-kinase activity; inositol-1,3,4-trisphosphate 5-kinase activity; magnesium ion binding. The record is from RefSeq and is a predicted model, not a curated record. The transcript has 10 exons. Gene Ontology annotation, biological process: inositol trisphosphate metabolic process. The coding region runs from base 368 to 1354 and encodes 328 amino acids.